This is a messenger RNA of Lasiodiplodia theobromae, 3726 nucleotides long. RefSeq names its product DNA mismatch repair protein msh5. The record is from RefSeq and is a predicted model, not a curated record. NCBI's taxonomy places the organism in Eukaryota, Fungi, Ascomycota, Dothideomycetes, Botryosphaeriales, Botryosphaeriaceae. The transcript has 7 exons. Gene Ontology annotation, biological process: chiasma assembly; sphingolipid biosynthetic process; mismatch repair. Gene Ontology annotation, molecular function: ATP-dependent DNA damage sensor activity; 3-dehydrosphinganine reductase activity; mismatched DNA binding. The coding region runs from base 1 to 3726 and encodes 1241 amino acids. Gene Ontology annotation, cellular component: nucleus.
AUGGGACUUUUCAGUAGGAAGAACCACUUUCAGGUCGAUGGCAGGACUGUCGUGAUUACCGGUGGCUCCCAAGGCAUGGGCCGAGGCCUUGGCAAAUUGCUUGCUCAGAAAGGCGCCAAUGUGGUCAUCGUUGCACGUAAUGCGAAAAAGUUGGAAGAGGCUCUCGAGUACAUUUCGGCCGCCAAAGUCAAACCUUCCCAGCGUUUCCACUAUAUCAGCGCCGAUGUAACGAAGCCCGAAGAAAACGACCGUCUUCUCGCGGAAGUGACGGCGUGGAAUAACGGCCAGCCCCCGGAUAUUGUGUGGGCAAAUGCGGGCAUGUCGAUACCAAGGCUGAUUCUGGAUGCACCAGUGGAAGAGCUGCGUCAGCAGAUGGACAUCAACUACUUCGCCACUGUGUAUUUGGCUCAAUCGGUCCUGAGAGCGUGGACAAAGCGUACUGCUCCUGCCGAAGCUUCGACUAAACAGGCCCCGCUUCCUCGUCACUUCAUCAUGACUUCGUCGAGUGCCGCAUUCGUCGGGGUUGCAGGUUAUGGCACCUACAGUCCUGCUAAAGCUGCUCUCCGCAAUUUCGCCGACUCCUUACGCCAGGAAGUGCAACUCUACAACGGCGGCCGCUUCCACAGCUCUGGCUCUCCUGAUCCGGAGAUAAAGGUUCAUUGCGUCUGUCCGGGAACCAUCACCAGCCCCGGUCACGAAUUUGAGCAAACCGUAAAGCACCCGGUUACCAUGGUUCUUGAAGAAGGCGACCCUGCGCAAACCGAGGACGAGGUGGCAUCUGCUGCCGUCAAGGAGCUUGAGAAGGGUUAUUAUCUUAUCGCUACAAAUUAUCUGGCCAAGGUAAUGAGGGCGGGCACUUUGACUGGAAGCCCAAGAAACAAUUGGUUCGUAGACACAGUGCUCAGCUGGGUGACGAACCUUGCGUGGCUGUUCGUCCAGCCCGACUUAGAGAACAAGACGUCAAAUGGGCCCCCAGAGGCUCAGUCUGCGCUGCUCGAUCGUUUGGUCGAUGCAACGGAUGCCGACAUCGACGCGCUUGACGAAAUUAUCAUGGCUGUAGACAUCAGGGAGCGUAAAUCGGUGGGAUGCUCUUACUACGUCGCCCGAGAAGAGAAACUUUACCUCAUGGAGGACAUGAAGCUUGGGGACGUGGAGGUCAUCGACACCCUUAAACUCCACAUUGAUCCGACCGUUGUGCUCGUCGCCACAAGAGCCGAUGAUUCGGUCUUGGACAAGCUGGAUCCAGAACGAAGGAGCCUUAGCUCUACCGAUGAUUCUCAUGACCAAUUCGCGCUCCCAUACAUUCUCGAAGUCCGUCCGACACCAGAAUUCAACUAUGAUUCGGGCAAGAGCAAGCUUGCGAACCUGAAGAUUGGGACCGACGGUGGGCCGAAUGUCACAUUUACCAUUCCUGGCGAUGUUCAGACCAGUGGAGCGUAUGGCGAUGAUGAAGACACUGGACGCCUGGAGCACUUGCUGAGGCUACACGGGUGGAUCAACUUGGACAGCAAGAUAUCUGUGGGCUGCGCAGGUGCCGUUCUGGCUUACGUACAUCGGCGCAGAUCUGUUUCCUUUCUCCCUGGUGAUCGAGCUGCUGCUGAUUUGUUUCGCAUCGCGACUAUCGAAAUGUUUACUCUCAGAAGCACUAUGUUCGUGAACAUGGAUACUUUACUGUCGCUCCAAAUCCUGCAGUCAGAAUCACACCCUCAUUUACAUAACCAAGGGCCCACGAAAGCCAACUCGGGGUCAAAGGAAGGCCUUUCGGUGUACGGCUUGUUUCACUAUCUUGCCAAGACCCCUCAAGGCAGAGUACUCCUACGCCAGUAUUUUCUCAGACCAAGCCUCGACCUUGGCGUCAUCAACAAGCGUCUAGACGCCAUCUCUAUCUUUCUUCGACCGGAUAACUCUGCGCCCGUAAAUCAGAUCGUGCAGAGUCUGAAGAGAAUCAAAAACAUGCGAGUCGCAAUGGUCAAUCUUCGAAAGGGCGUGAAUGCUGGUCCAGGGAAAAAGCAAGGCAUCACUAGCGGUCUUUGGGCAAGAACUCGGCUCUUCGCUUACCAUAUGCUGAAGAUCAAGGAUGCAUUUCAAGAGAUGAAUGCAGUCGAUCAUCUUCACAUCAGGAACUUCAUCCUGGAAACAGUGGAAUUCCGGGGCCUGGCACAGGUCGGACGAAAGAUUACGGAUAUAAUUGACUUUGAGCAGUCGGAGUAUCAGCAUCGCACAGUUGUCCAUAUGGGAAUCGACGAAGAACUUGACAACAUGAAGCGGACGUACGAUGGGAUCGAGCUCGUACUUUCACAAGUUGCCAAUCAUAUAGCCGAAAAGGUUCCUGCUGUGCUGGGAACCAGCAUCAAUGUCAUCUUCUUUCCCCAGAUCGGAUUCCUCAUCACUGUCCCAGUGGACCCCGACACUGGCCAUGGAAUGUACGAAGGCUCCCAGCAGGACGUUUGGGAGCGCAUGUUCACGAGCGAAGAGCACGUCUACUACAAGAAUGACAACAUGCGGGAAAUGGAUGACCAUUUCGGAGAUAUGCAUGGUUUGAUCUGCGACAAGGAGAUCGAAAUUACCCAUAACCUGGCACAGUACGUUCUAGAAUUCGAAGACGUCUUCAUCAAAGCUUCUGACAUCUGCGCGGAACUGGACGCACUCAUGGCGCUUGCCCAAGGUGCGAGGAUGCACAAAUUAAUGAAACCAAAAGUUGUCGAGGAUAAUGUCAUCCAGAUCAAAGCUGGACGCCAUAUUCUACAAGAGCUAACGGUUCCUUCUUUUGUCGCGAAUGACACUCUGAUUGUUGGUCCUUCUGAACCUGACCUUGAGGUCGGCCACGGCUCCUCAGGUGUUCCAACAUCUGAGCGCUCCAACGCUCCAACAAGCUCAGCCGCAAUGGACGGCCCGAACAUGCUCAUUCUCACCGGCCCAAACUUUUCUGGCAAAAGCAUCUACAUGAAACAGGUGGCUAUUAUCGUCUACAUGGCUCAUGUCGGCAGUUUCGUGCCAGCAGAAAGCGCCCGAAUCGGCUUGACGGACAAGAUACUCACGCGCAUUGCGACCCGCGAAUCGGUCUCCAGGAUCCAGAGUGCAUUCAUGAUCGAUCUUCAACAGGUUUCAUUAGCGCUGAACCUUGCUACACCCCGCAGCCUACUCGUGUUCGAUGAAUUUGGCAAGGGCACAAGCGCGAAUGAUGGGGCAGGCCUUGUUUGCGGCGUGUUCGAAUACCUUCUCAACCUAGGAAAUAAGUGCCCGAAAGUACUCGGGGCCACUCAUUUCCAUGAGAUUUUCGAGGAAGGAUAUCUCAUCAACCAGCCAGCUCUGCAAUUCGGCCACAUGGAGGUCCGUGUUGACCAGGACAGGGAAAGCAUUGACGAGCAGAUCACUUAUCUCUACAAUUUCCGACUCGGCCGUAGUGUAUCGAGCUUUGGAAGCAUCUGUGCAGCAAUGAACGGCAUCAGCAAAGAGGUUGUGGCACGCGCUGAGCAACUGAUUCUCAUGUCUGUAAGGGGAGAGGAUCUUGUCUCGGCAUGCGCGGUGAUGCCGGCUCACGAAAGAGCGGAACUAGAGGAGGCCGAGUGCAUUGCGAGAGCAUUUUUGGCUGCUGAUAUUGGGACUGACGCAGACGGUGAUCCACGGAAACUGCUGGAUGAGGUGCUUGCGGCGACAGUUUCCACUACGUACGAUACGACGACGGCAGACAUGGAUACGAUGAGCACUUCGGAAACGACGUCGUAA